AUGACAAAGUCACACGCCCCUCGUCAGUCUUACUCGAGUCGAGAAACUGUUAUCGUUGUUGGUGGAUCAAUUGCGGGUUUGACAUUGGCCCACUGUUUAGACCGAGCAGGAAUCGAUCAUAUCGUUCUCGAGAAAGCGAAAGACAUAGCGCCGCAGCUUGGUACCUCCAUUGGCAUCUCGCCAAACGGGGCGCGGAUUCUUGACCAGCUUGGAGUCUACGAGGAAAUCGAAAAGUGUAUUGAACCACUAAACGUUGCAACGGUGAGCUAUCCAGAUGGCUUCCAUUUCAGCAGCCGCUAUCCCGAAAUCAUCGGCCAGAGGUUCGGCUUUCCGAUAGCUUUCCUGGAUCGACAGAAAUUGCUCCAAAUUCUCUACAACAGAUACCCAAAGAAGCACAAUAUCUGUCUCAACAAAAAGGUGGUCAGCAUCCAAACGUUAGGAGACGAUCUGGGCGUGACUACCGAAGAUGGAAGCAUUUAUACAGGGCAGCUGGUCGUCGGUGCAGAUGGUGUUCAUAGUCGAGUGCGGUCAGAGAUGUGGAAAGCAGGAGAGAAACAGAGUACUGGUCUGGUCAGCGAGCGCGAACGAACAGGUAUGACUGUUGAAUACAGCUGCAUCUUCGGCAUUUCUUCACCUAUCAAAGGACUAGAGAUGGGAGAUCAAGUCAACGCAUUCUUUGAUCGCCUCACCAUUAUCACCAUCCAUGGAAAAGACAGUCGUAUUUUCUGGUUUGUGAUCCAGAAGCUUGAUGAGAAAUACACCUACCCUAAUAGUCCUCGCUUCACUGAUGCCGAUGCCGCAGCUAUGGCUGAGAAGUUGAAAGAUGUACGAUUUUACAGAGAUAUCACCUUUGGACAGGUAUGGACGAACAAGGAAGUUGCUUCAAUGACAGCAUUGGAAGAGACCAUCUUUCAAACAUGGCACCAUGGGCGUAUGGCUCUCAUGGGAGCAAACUGUGCUAUAGAAGAUGCCGCUACUCUGGCCACCCUUUUGAACAACCUCGUGGAUGUGGCCAACGCAAAACUACCUUCAAACGCAGAAAUUGAGACCCUGCUUCAACGCUACAGGAAAAUACGAUACAGCCGUGUCAAGUCUAUUUAUAAAACCUCCAGAUUCCUUGUUCGGCUUCAAGCUCGUGACGGGUUCCUCAAGGCCAUGUUUGGACGCUACUUUGUGCCGUACGCGGGAGAUCUGCCGGCUGAGCUAGGGUCCAAGGCGAUUGCUGAUGGUGAAGUUGUUGGAUUUUUACCUCUUCCAUCACGAUCCGGACCGGGUUGGGUCGACUACAGCAGUAAGGGCAGGGGUUGGGCACAAACACUUCAAUUCGCGCUCGCCAUCAUUCUACUGGCAUUGGUUUUGCAGUGGACUGGAAAUAUGACGCCCUCUCUCUUCUUGUGGUCGGACUGA
Messenger RNA from Aspergillus novofumigatus IBT 16806, 1407 nucleotides. Its product is annotated as FAD-dependent oxidoreductase. The coding region runs from base 1 to 1407 and encodes 468 amino acids. The transcript has 5 exons. The record is from RefSeq and is a predicted model, not a curated record. NCBI's taxonomy places the organism in Eukaryota, Fungi, Ascomycota, Eurotiomycetes, Eurotiales, Aspergillaceae. Gene Ontology annotation, molecular function: FAD binding.